ACUUUUGAUUGAACGCAACUCAAUUGUGUACCUUUUAAGGGUAUUCUUUGUAUACCUUCACCGAGAUCAACGACCACCUCUAUCUUGAUAUCAAAGCAUCUCAAUCGCUAGUCUUCUCAUUCCUUGAGAUAAAACCGUACCAAUGGACGGCCAAAAAACUCCCUUCGUGAGGGAGCUCGGUUCGAGUGACCGGAAAGUCCGCGACAAGGCUCUCGACUCUUUAACCAAAUUCGUGCAGUCUCGCACCGAUCUGACCCUCAUUGAUCUCCUCAAACUGUGGAAGGGCCUGUUCUACUGCUUCUACCACUCCGACCGACCCCUCACACAACAAGCCCUCGCCCGCGCACUCUCCUACUCUCUCGUCCCCUCCCUCCCCCAAGCAACUCUCCACCGCUUCCUGCGCGCCUUCUGGAUCACCAUCGGCCGGGACUACCACUCACUAGACCGCAUCAGACUGGACAAGUAUCUGAUGCUGAUCCGUUUCUACGUUGGCGUGGCAUUUGAAGUUCUCUUGAAGAACAAGACCUCAACAAAGAACGCAGACGGGAAAAAGCGCAAGCGCGAAGACGCAGCCAAGCAGGGUCGCGGCAAGAAGCAGAAGAAGCAGGCUGAGGCCGAGACCGUCGAAGACGAGGAGGAGAAGGACAGUGCCGAAGACGCUGAGGCUAAAUUCCCCGAUCUUGCGGCUUAUAUCUCCAUUAUCGAGGAGGGUCCUUUGUGUCCGCUGAACUAUGAUGAGGAUCAGGCUCCGGAUGAGGGAGACCCAAAUUACGUGCCUAUGCCGCACGGCCCCGACGGGCUGCGUUACCAUCUUAUUGACAUCUGGGUUGAUGAGUUGGAGAAGGUUCUGGAGUUUGAGGAGGUGGCUGGUGAUGAGGAUGAGGAGACCCCCAAGCGGAAGAUCAAGGGCAAUGUGCCCAUUGAGCUUAUUCUGAGACCGCUGGAGAAGCUCCGUGCCGAGAGUGCUUACAAGCCUGUUCGGACGAGGGCGGCUGAGGCCUUGGAAGAUGAGCGGUUGUUCGAGUGGGGCGUUCGGACAAGAAAGUCUGAGGAGGACGAUGACAGUGAGGAGGAAUGGGGUGGCUUCGCAUGA
Messenger RNA from Penicillium crustosum, 1093 nucleotides. Its product is annotated as ribosomal RNA processing 1 family protein. Gene Ontology annotation, cellular component: preribosome, small subunit precursor; preribosome, large subunit precursor; nucleus. The transcript has 3 exons. The record is from RefSeq and is a predicted model, not a curated record. The coding region runs from base 143 to 1093 and encodes 316 amino acids. Gene Ontology annotation, biological process: rRNA processing. NCBI's taxonomy places the organism in Eukaryota, Fungi, Ascomycota, Eurotiomycetes, Eurotiales, Aspergillaceae.